AUGUUAAAGACUCAAAAUUAUUUCCAUGAAUUUCUUGAGAAUGGAGGCUUUCUCUGCCUGCAAGAACUGUGCGUUCUUCCUAAUGCCAAAGAAAUUGACAAGUAUUGGGCCCUUCGUGUUCUCUCCUGCGUCGCCGGUGGUGGAACUGGAUUUAAGGAGACGAUAUGCGAAUGCUAUGGAAUCCGAUCUGUAGCCCAAUGCUUGGCGACCUCACGUUCUGAACAAACUCAGGCUGUUGCACGUGAUUUACUAGAACAGCUGGCUGAAGGGAACCCUCGUUUCAGGGAUCAGGUCUAUAAGGCCCUAAUUGCUGUCCUCCUCUGUGACUCACCCAAAGCCCAACAGUUUGCUCUGCAAUCUAUUCGCAUUCUCCAGCCUAUUGCAGUACCAGCUGCUUAA
Molecule: messenger RNA, 399 nt
Organism: Rodentolepis nana
Lineage: Eukaryota; Metazoa; Platyhelminthes; Cestoda; Cyclophyllidea; Hymenolepididae
Source: the annotation of a GenBank genome assembly